AUGGCUGCACAUUCCAAACUGCUCUCCCCAGACCGCUCGAUCAAACGGAUCCUCUCGAAACUCUCUGCUCUCUACCUCCGUCACCGCAAAGGUGUCUUCCGCACACUCUAUUUCGCCUUCUUCGCUGCCCUGGCCAAACGCGUUCACGAUGCCAUUUCCGAACAGAAAGCCGCUUCCCAGCGCCUGGCGGAUAUCCGCGGGCGUCCAGGGACUAGUAGCCUCCCUGACGGUGGCUCUACCCGGGGGGCAUCUCGGAAUGGUAGCAAGAAGAAAAAUGGCGAGAUUAAUCUAGAGUUCCUCCGGAAUCUGAUCAGGUUGCUGAAGAUUGUUGUGCCUGGGUGGAAGAGCAAGGAGCUGCGCUUGCUCAUUAGCCAUAGCGUCUUUUUGGUCUUGAGGACGUUACUGAGUUUGUAUGUUGCUGAGCUGGAUGGCAGGUUGGUUAGCAACCUAGUCCGGGGGAAGGGGAGGGACUUUCUUUUAGGGCUUGUCUGGUGGAUGGCCGUUGCGGUGCCUGCGACCUUCACAAAUUCCAUGCUUUCCUACCAUCAAUGUAAACUCUCCCUCUCCUACCGAAAACGCCUCACGGAUUAUAUUCAUGACAAAUAUCUCUCAAAUAUGACGUUUUACGCGAUUUCUGCGCUGGAUGACCGGAUUAAGAACCCAGACCAGUUGAUCACUGUGGAUGUUUCACGGUUCUCCAACAGCUUGGCAGAGCUAUAUUCCAACCUUGCUAAGCCGAUCCUCGAUAUGGCCAUCUACAACUAUUCCCUGUCAAAGAGCGUCGGCGGAGAGGGCCUGUUCAUCAUGGGCCUGCUCGUGCAGUUGUCUGCUAAUGCAAUGCGCCUGCUCACACCACCAUUUGGUAAAUAUGUCGCGGAGGAGGCCAGGUUGGAAGGUGAAUUUAGAUUCCUCCAUAACAGACUUCUUGAUUACUCGGAGGAAGUGGCCCUCUACCGCGGUCAUGAGGCGGAGAAGGAUACUUUGGAUAAGGGUUAUUUUACAUUGAUCAGACAUGUGAAUCUCAUUCUACGGAGGCGAUUCUACCACGGGUUCAUGGAGGAUUUUGUUAUCAAAUACUUCUGGGGCGCAUUAGGGUUGAUCCUCUGCAGUAUCCCCGUUUUUUUCAAGCUUCCGGGUCAGAUCGUAAAGACUAUGGGCGAUAGGACAGAAAGCUUCGUUACAAAUCGACGCAUGCUACUCUCCUCUUCCGACGCCUUUGGCCGCUUGAUGUUCUCAUACAAGGAAAUCUCCGAACUUGCCGGCCACACAGCGCGCGUCUCGUCCUUGCUAGAGGUCAUGGAUGACCUCGCAGCGGGCCAUUUCGAAAAGAAGCUUGUUUCCUCGGCGAAGACGGCGGAAAAUGCAGCCGUCCUUGCCGGCCGCGGAACCGAAGAGGAAAGCGACUCGAUUGAAUUCAGCGACGUACCCAUUGUCUCUCCCAAUGGCGACGUCCUGGUCCGCAAACUCUCCUUCACCGUCCAUCAAGGUGAUCAUCUUCUCAUCGUCGGUCCUAACGGCUGUGGAAAAUCGUCCCUCUUCCGAAUCCUUGGCGGUCUCUGGCCUGUCUACGGUGGCACCGUGAAGAAGCCCCGCUUUGAGGAGAUCUUCUACAUCCCACAACGUCCCUAUCUAUCCCGUGGCACUCUACGCCAGCAGGUGAUAUACCCCGACAGCACGCCCGAAAUGUUCGCCAAGGGCAUCACAGACGCGGACCUAUACGACAUCCUCUGCACGGUUGAGAUUGCCUCCGUCGUCGACCGCCCCGGCGGAUGGGACGCGGAGGAAGAAUGGCGUGACGUCCUCUCAGGCGGCCUUCAGCAGCGCAUCGCAAUGGCCCGACUCUUCUACCACCGACCCAAGUUCGCGAUUCUGGAUGAGUGCACUUCAUCCGUAACGCUGGAUAUCGAGAAGGUCAUGUAUGAAACGGCUAAGGAGUUAAAUAUCACGCUCAUGACGGUCUCUCACCGACGGAGUCUAUGGAAGUACCAUAGGAAGAUCCUCCAAUUUGACGGACAGGGCGGGUACAUUUUCACGGAUCUCGAUUGGGAGAGGCGGCUGAGACUGGAAGAUGAGAAAGAGGAACUGGAUAUUCAGCUCCGCGCGGUCCCAGAAUUAGAGAAACGGAUUGCCGAAUUGAGUGCUUGA
This is a messenger RNA of Monascus purpureus, 2145 nucleotides long. The record is from the annotation of a GenBank genome assembly. Lineage: Eukaryota; Fungi; Ascomycota; Eurotiomycetes; Eurotiales; Aspergillaceae.